Molecule: messenger RNA, 585 nt
Organism: Pectinophora gossypiella (pink bollworm)
Lineage: Eukaryota; Metazoa; Arthropoda; Insecta; Lepidoptera; Gelechiidae
Exons: 2
Coding region: 253-561 (102 amino acids)
Source: RefSeq, a predicted model, not a curated record
UAUUCUGUUAAUGGAAAUUCAUGGCAAUAUACACAUCCUCUCAGAUACACAUUUAUAUAAAAGGAAAACCGUUUAGUUCACAUUGCACUGUUAUCUCUCCUUCUUGCAUAAUUCUUUACGAAGAAGAUAAUUUGCUUAUAAAGGAUUUCCUCGAAUACUCGAUUAAGUGCCUUGAAAACUUUUGAUGUCGUAAGAGGCUACGACUGAGCAUAAAUUCACUCGCUUUUUUAAUAUCAGACUACAUUGACCAAGAUGGCAACAAAGAUCUACGUCACUAAUUUCAUCCUGCUGAUCUUCGUAGUAAGCUCAUUGCAGUCAGUGGUAGAAAGAAAAAGAAGGGACGCAGUAGUGAUUCCUGUGCCGUCUACUCAGAUGGAUACCGUCCCACCGCCGUCCAAUCCGAUGGAAUUGCUUUCAGGCUCGUCCAAUCAGAUGGAAGUAGUUCCUGUGCCGUCCAAUCCGAAAGUAGCAGCCUGGCUGAAAGAGAACAUGGAGAAUAACCCUCACUGGGAGAAAGACCUCGCUGGGUGGAUGAACGCGCCAAAUUGGAUCAAACACUAAAACCACACUUAAUAUUUUGCUAUU